AUGUCGGCGGAUUCUCUUUCUCUCGCUGGUAAGGUUGCCUUGGUGACUGGCUCAGGAAGAGAAAUUGGCAUUGGUGCUGCCAUUGCUCGGGCUUUGGCGCGUAAUGGUGCACAUGUUGCAGUUCAUUAUGUAUCCCAAGAGUCGAAAUUAAGGGCAGAAAAGGUGGCGGAGGACCUUUCCAAUGAAUACGGAGCCAAGACGACCGUGGUACAAGGUGCCGUCCAAGACCCAGAGGCGGCUCGCAGAAUAGUCAAAGAGACGCUGACGGCAUUUGAUGCCCCUCAUCUCGACAUUCUUGUCAACAACGCUGCAGCCGGCUAUCCCAAGCCUCUGGAGGAUGUGACGCCAGAGCAGCUCCAGCACGAAUUUGGCGUGAUCACAUUUGGUACUAUAUACAUGAUUCAAGCUGCGCUUGGAGUGGGGAGCAUGCCUAGUGGCGGUCGUAUUAUCAACAUUGGGUCGACCGCCACGAAGCAAGGUCCUUACGGGGCUCCGGUAUAUGUCGCAGCAAAAGCCGCUCAGGAUUGCAUAGCCCAGGCCUGGGCCGGUGAGCUUGGCCGCAACCGCGGAAUCACCAUUAACACGCUUGCACCGGGUUUGGUUCCGACAGACAUGUCGAAGGCACUCCUGGAAACACCCGAUGGGACCCCGUCGAACGUGCAAACGGCCAUUAUUGCAGCAACGCGUGCUGCCGCACGUCUUGGAGCGCCAGAAGACUUGGCUGAUGCGGUGCUUUUGCUGUCAUCCGAAAGAAGUCGUUGGAUCACGGCCCAGUGGAUCGCUGUCAGUGGUGGACUCACUCCUACCAUGUGA
Colletotrichum truncatum is the source of this 813-nucleotide messenger RNA. RefSeq lists its product as uncharacterized. Lineage: Eukaryota; Fungi; Ascomycota; Sordariomycetes; Glomerellales; Glomerellaceae. The record is from RefSeq and is a predicted model, not a curated record.